GAGCUUUUCCAGCUCUCUUCUCCAUCGUAAACAACGAUCGAACGGGAGGCGCCAAAAGAUAAGAAAGAAACCAGAAAACAGAAUCGAUUUCCCCAAAGUUCGAGUUUUGGGUUUUUUAUAAUUCGAGAAGUGUAAACAUAAUAGCUCUGUGUUUUUGUAUUGAUUCAAUUAUAUAACUUUUCUUUUCUUUUUUGCGUUCAAUGGAUUCUACCAUUAGAAUUGGUUCAUCGAUUGCUUUUCCCAUUUCUUCUUCUUCACCAAAAUUAUCAAAUCUUCGGAGCAAAAAUAAGAUUGAAUAUGGGUUUCGAUUCGGUGGAAAUGGGUGCGUCUCUGCAAUCACUCCUAAUGGCUCUGUUUCUCCCUCUGCUGCUUCUCAUGGGGAGUCAAUUUCAGUGGGAGAUGUGCAUAGAAGAAGAAGCAGUCUUGAAUCUACGUUUCGUUAUGACAAGCCUAUACCAGAGGAGAGAAUUGAGGAGCCUGUUGGUAUUUCUUUGGCUGAAAAAGUAAUUGGAGAUAAUCCUCGUUGCACUGAUUGCCAAGCCAAAGGCGCGGUUCUUUGCACCACUUGUGCUGGUUCAGGCCUAUAUGUUGACUCUAUAUUGGAAAGUCAGGGCAUCAUUGUCAAGGUCCGGUGCUUAGGUUGUGGUGGAACCGGAAACAUCAUGUGCUCAGAAUGUGGUGGCCGAGGUCAUGUUGGACUCAAGUAACUUUUGCGUUUUGCUUUCUCAUUGCAUUUUGUUGUACCCUCUUGCUGCAACGUUUACAGUUAGGUUGUCAUAUCUGUUGUAGUUACGUAGCCUUGCAAUGUUGUAUUAAAGUUUUUGUGCAUCGACCUUUUCAUUUCUCAAUGGUAUUCUUCCUCUAUAAUUUACCCUUGAUUUUUUGAAUGGUCUUGAUCUGUAUCCACUUUACUGGCAAGCUAUUGAUAAUGUUUCCACUUCCCUUU
Molecule: messenger RNA, 946 nt
Organism: Populus euphratica (Euphrates poplar)
Lineage: Eukaryota; Viridiplantae; Streptophyta; Magnoliopsida; Malpighiales; Salicaceae
Exons: 3
Coding region: 201-707 (168 amino acids)
Source: RefSeq, a predicted model, not a curated record